CAGUCGUCUCUUCGAACGUAGCCGCUUGUGUGGUUGCGCGAAGCUGUAUGGCCUUGACCGGCAUCCAUCACCUAUCACCGCCAACAUUAUGGCUGCCUCUACAGCAGUCUCCAUGACCGGAACUGGACUUCACAAGCUAAGACGCACCCUCGGAGUCCUUCUCUCAGGCGUGGCAAGAGCUUUCCCUCGAUCUCUGCGGCCAACACAUAACAAAGAAGCUCACGAACUCCAUUCAACUGCCUACUUGGACGCCCUUCGAGGAUACGCUGCUUGGGUAGUGUACAACAGCCACACAGUAUCCUCGGGAUGGCGAUCCGAAGGGAGAGCUUUCAUGCAAUUGGCCAUUUUCCAGGUCCUUUACAAAGGUCACCCUAUGGUCCACGUCUUCUUCGUCAUCUCUGGUUUCGCCUUGAGCUAUACGAUGCUGCGUAACAUGCACCGAAAUCAACCUGACAAGAUACUCGACUCUCUUGCUUCUUCCAUCGUCCGUCGCCAUGUCCGGCUGUAUCUUCCCACCAUCUUUGCCACCUUCAUUGCGAUGGUAUGCUUCUCAACCGGCAUCGCGAAGAAAACUGAAGCGCCGGGUGUGUUGGAAUCGACAUAUCUCGGGAACCUCUGGCACUGGAUCUGCGAGACCAUGCGAUUAAUCGACCCGUUUCCCCAUGUCACGACCCAUUGGAAAGUUGAGGCACAAGGCGGACACUAUCUUCCUCAGCUAUGGACCAUUCCUGUCGAAUUUCGAGGCAGCAUGUUCUUAUUCCUCUUUUGUGCGGCAGUUUGCAAAAUGAAUGCACGGAAGCGGGGGUAUGUGACACUGGCGACAAGCGUGGCAUGCUUUUGGUAUCAGACUGCUUACGCUGGACUGUUCUUAUUCGGCAUGUGGCUGGCAGACCGUCAACUGGGUCGGGCGGAACACGAGCAGGCCAAGUUGACAACUUUGACAACGUGUGUACCGGAUGCAGACGACUCUGCUUUUUCUAGAAAGCUUGAACAUGAUUUGUCUGAGGUCGAGGAAGCUGGGAUCCAGGUCGUCACGGGAGAAUCGAAGUGGUCUGACUGGACUCACUUUCUCCGAAAUGAAGGGAGGAACCCCUCGGCUCUGCCGACAAAAUUCAAGUUUCUUCGGCAAUUGCCUUACAUGAUUCUGGCCUACCUUGGUAUUAUUUUCCUGGCUGCUCCUGACAUCAUCACCACGGACAUGCGGUUUCCAUACAACAUUGGAGCUAUGCUCAUGCCACCCACAUACAAAGAUUCAUGGGCGGCCAAGAACGAUUGGCCACAGGCUAUUGGGGCACUGUUCUUGUGCUAUGCCUUGGAGCAUUCAUCGCUGCUCCGGCGACCGCUCGAGACGCCGUUCUCUCAAUUCAUUGGGGAACUCUCCUUUGGCAUAUAUGCAAUGCACAAUACUGUGCGGUGGAUCGUCUGGGAGCAGUAUUUUGAGCCAUGGACAGUGAGAACCUUUGGCGAGACACGUAGAGACAUUUGGCUCAUUCUACCCGGCUACUUUGCUAUGACAUUCCUCGUCAUUUGGGCAGCAGAGGGCUUCCGAAGAGUCGAUAUGAGGUGCGUUGAUCUGGCAAGACGGAUGAAAGAUCAUCUUUUUGCAGACUAGUAAGCGGUGGAACACCAGCAACACGUUAGGUAGAAGACCAUAGAU
Molecule: messenger RNA, 1657 nt
Organism: Cercospora beticola
Lineage: Eukaryota; Fungi; Ascomycota; Dothideomycetes; Mycosphaerellales; Mycosphaerellaceae
Product: acyltransferase family protein
Biological process (GO): polysaccharide biosynthetic process
Cellular component (GO): membrane
Molecular function (GO): acyltransferase activity, transferring groups other than amino-acyl groups
Source: RefSeq, a predicted model, not a curated record